Arabidopsis thaliana (thale cress) is the source of this 1959-nucleotide messenger RNA. RefSeq names its product Transducin/WD40 repeat-like superfamily protein. The transcript is spliced from 8 exons. NCBI's taxonomy places the organism in Eukaryota, Viridiplantae, Streptophyta, Magnoliopsida, Brassicales, Brassicaceae. Bases 689 to 1690 code for a protein of 333 amino acids. The record is from RefSeq and is marked reviewed. Gene Ontology annotation, biological process: transcription-coupled nucleotide-excision repair.
GUUGGUUAUCGCGCGACAUUGUUUUUCUAACACAAAACUUUAAAAGGAGGAGGAUCAAAGCUUUUGUUAGGGGUUUUGGAGCUGGACAAGGGAGAUUCGAGCUCGAGUAUAUAUACACAUAAAGUCUGGUAAUAUCCACGAGAAUCAGAAGACGAGAUGCUAGGAGAAUGUGGAAGGCUUUUAAAGACAGAGAAACCGGUCGAUUUCGUUCCAAUUCCUUCGCCAAUCGAUUCAAAUCCCGCCGGAUUUUGUCUCUCCAGCUCUCUAAUCGAAAAGAUUUUGUUUCUCCUCAUCGUGGCUCCGUUAACUCCCUUCAGGUUCUCUCAGAUGUUUCUUGCUCUUCUUAUCCGUGACUUUUGUUCUCAGUCUUUGGCUGAGAAAUCACUAAAAAUAUAAAAGAUCUGGGACUGAAUCUAGUUUAUGUAGUUUGCUGCUUCUAGAGUAGCCAUAUUUUGGUAGCUGGUUGUGUUAUUAACUGUGUUAUCAGGUUGAUUUGACGGAGGGGAGAUAUCUGCUCUCUGGAGCAGCAGAUGGUUCAGCUGCUGUAUUUGAUGUUAAGCGGGCCACCGAUUACGAGGCAAGUGGUCUAAUUGCCAAGCACAAGUGUAUUUUUACUGUCCGUAAGCAACAUGAAAAUGGACAUAAAUAUGCCAUAUCCUCUGCCAUUUGGUAUCCCAUUGACACUGGGAUGUUCAUUACAGGUUCUUUUGAUCAUUACGUAAAAGUAUGGGAUACCAAUACUUCGCAGGUGGUUGUGGAUUUUAAAAUGCCUGGAAAGGUUUAUAGAACUGCCAUGUCUUCUAUGGCAAUGUCUCACACGUUAAUUGCUGCUGGAACUGAUGAUGUCCAGGUUCGCCUCUGUGAUAUUGCUUCUGGGGCAUUCUCUCACACAUUAUCGGGUCACCGUGAUGGUGUUAUGUCAGUGGAAUGGUCUACUUCCAGCGAGUGGGUUUUGUAUACUGGGGGGUGUGAUGGUGCAAUACGUUUCUGGGACAUCAGACGUGCUGGAUGUUUCCGUGUUCUAGAUAACUCACAAACACAACUUGGGGUCCGACCACCAAUUUUAAAGCGACCAGCGGUUAGCAGUAAGUUUUUUUCAGCUGCAAAAUCUUCUCUGGGGGACCAAAAUUGGUUGAAGACAUUGCAGAGUAAACACACUGGCAGCCAAAGUGUAAAGGGAUCAUCUAGCGAGAAACCUUCAGUGGAAAAGUCUCGACAGAAGAGAAUUCACCCUGGAAUGUUAUCUACUCUAGAUCGUGCUACGGCUCAUUAUGGUGUUGUUACUGGCUUAAAGGCAACUAACGAUGGGAUGUAUCUUCUUAGUGCUGGGUCGUAUUCAAGAAUAAGAUUGUGGGAUAUUGAAUCUGGACGCAAUACCCUGGUGAACUUUGAAACUGGACGCAUCCAGACAGACAGAGCGAUUCAAUUAGAUACAAGCGAUGAUCCAGCUCUCGUAUUUGUUCCGUGCAUGAAGACUGUGAAGGGUUUUGGCAUGUGGUCGGGUAGAACAACACUGAUGCUUCGUGGACACUACGAAAGCGUGAACACUUGCUGCUUUAAUUCCAAUGAUCAGGAACUAUACACAAGUGGCGCAGAUAGACAAAUAAUUGUGUGGUCACCAGGCGGAUCCGUGGAAGAUGAAAUGGCGCAAGGUGAAGUAGCUGAAGAUAAAGACAACUGGAGCGACUGAGAGAAAACAAGACUUCUUUCUCAAUCUGUGAAUUUCUAUGUCUUCACAAUUACUUGACCGCAGCUUCUGCAGUGAAAGAUGUGUUCCCAUCGCAGCCAUAGUUAAAUCGGUAUUUAGAAAUUUCUUCUGGUCUCUCUUUCAAGCGUUUUCAGUUAUUGGAUACAUUAUAUUUGAUCAAUGUGUAAAGUUUCAGAAACUUAGGGAAUAGAUGGUGGAGAUGUUUCAUAGGAAUGUUAUAUUUGGAUUGAUCAAGAAAAGGGUUUUACUAG